This is a messenger RNA of Trichoplusia ni (cabbage looper), 524 nucleotides long. Its product is annotated as flexible cuticle protein 12-like. NCBI's taxonomy places the organism in Eukaryota, Metazoa, Arthropoda, Insecta, Lepidoptera, Noctuidae. Gene Ontology annotation, cellular component: chitin-based extracellular matrix. The transcript is spliced from 3 exons. The record is from RefSeq and is a predicted model, not a curated record. The coding region runs from base 98 to 418 and encodes 106 amino acids. Gene Ontology annotation, molecular function: structural constituent of chitin-based larval cuticle.
GAAUAAGUAUAUAAAUGUGCGAAAUUUCUUGAUUGAGCACAGUCACCGGUACAUCCUCUUCUCAGCUACCACAUCCACCCACCUCUCAACUCCAAAAAUGAAAUCCUUCAUUGUCUUCGCCCUCUUCGUCGCCGUGGCCGUCGCUGCCCCCGCUGACAAGGACGCUACCAUCGUCCGUUACGAAAACGACAACAUCGGAGUGGACGGAUUCAACUACUACUCUGAAACCAGCAACGGUAUCAGACAACAGGAGCAGGGUCAGCUGAAGAACGUUGGUACUGAGAACGAGGCUCUUGAGAUCCGCGGCCAGUUCGCCUACACCGGCCCCGACGGCGUGCUCUACACCGUCACCUACAUCGCCAACGAGAACGGCUUCCAGCCCGAGGCCGCCCAUCUCCCCGUCGCCCCCGUCGCCUAAGCAUCCAACAAUGACCACCACAUCUAGUCUGACCAACAAAGAUGUUCAUUCAUCUUUUUUGGAUUUGCAUAGCGAAUAGGAUAGAGAAUAAACUUACUUGAUUUCA